ACGCCGUCCCCAACGAAGCAAAGCAAGCCCACGCCGUUCCCAACCCAGACCACGCCGUCCCCAACACCAUCCAUGCCGUUCAACAGAUUAGCUGCUGUACCUGUACUACUAUUAUGGCUCGUCUCAGUGCUUGCCGCAAGGUUCCCACUGCUUGGAGCAGCGUCGCCACAACCUAGCAGUAAGUGCCAAAGAAAAUGCGGCAGCGUAGACAUCCCUUACCCAUUCGGGAUCGUCCAUUCACCCGACGACGACGAAGGCGACGACGACGGCCACUGCGCCAUGAACGGCUUUGGCCUGACCUGCAACGAGACAGGGACUAAUGGUGGGCGCCACAGGCCAUUUGCAGCUGGCAACGUGGAGGUCGUCGGCGUCUCGCUGCAGCAAGGUCAGGCCCGGAUGCUGAAUGAUAUCUCCGAUUAUUGCUACAACACCACCACUCGGGAGAUGGUCCGCGACGAGUGGUCGCUGGACUUCGCGGGCACACCCUACAUGUUCUCUGACACCACCAACAAGUUCACGGUCAUCGGUUGCCAAACCCUGGCGUACAUCAACGGCGACGAUGGCGACUAUGGCGAUGGCGGCGACAAGUACAUGAGUGGGUGUGUGGCCAUGUGCCGGGGAGACGAUGUGAGGACGACCCUGAGCAACGGCUCCUGCUCCGGGAUAGGGUGCUGCCAGACCGCCAUCCCCAAGGGGCUGCAGUACUACUACGUGGAGUUCGACUCUGGCUUCAACACGACCGAGAUCCACAACGUCAGCCGCUGCAGCUACGCGGUGCUCAUGGACUCGUCCAACUUCACCUUCUCGACGACCUAUGCGACCUCGCCGGCGUUCAUUAACAACAACGGUGGCCAGGCGCCGUUCGUCAUGGAUUGGGCCAUCGGGAACGAGACGUGCGACGAAACCUCCGACGCCGCGGCCGCCGCCGCCCUGGGCGCUCCUCAGGCUUCCUCCUCGCCUGCCCCUCCCCCACCGGCCACCUCCCCUCUGCAGGUCGCCCCCUCCCCUCUGCCGUUCCUUGCCGCCCCUACCCUCCCCCACUUCAAGACGGCGGCGCAGCUCCAUGCCGAGCGCGUCGAAGGCGCCAACAUCUUCCACCGCGUCCGCAUCGUCCUCGCCAUGCAGGGGAAGAACUACUCCAUCUGGCGUGGGCUGAUGGAAGAGGCCUUCGAUCAGUUCGACGUGAACGCCCACGUCUCGCCCGACUUCUCCGAUCAUCAGCACGACCCGACGUGGACCAUCAUCAACAAAGCGGUAAAAACCUGGUUCUACAACACCAUAUGUCCUGAACUUCUCGGGUUUGUUCAGGACCGGAAAGCCACGGCCUUUGAGCUUUGGUCCAAGCUGGAAGCGCUCUUCCUCAACAACCAGCGCUCCCGGCAGUUCCAUCUCCAGACGGAGCUCUACGCCGUGAAGCAGGGCGACUCCACCAUCCCGGUCUUCUGCGCCCGGCUCAAGUGCGUCGCGGACGCCCUCCGCAACGUCAAUAAGCCCGUCGACGACGAUGAGCUGGUGAUCCAGCUUCUUCGGGGCGUCAACCGAGAUCGCCACGGGAUGACGGCUGCCAUCAUCGAGAAGUCGACAAACCCCGUGCCCUUCGAGCAGGCCGUCGGCAUGUUUCUCCACGACGAGAUGACGUCCGGCGGCGCCUUCCCGGCCGGUUCCCACACCGCUCUUGCGGCUCACGGCCGUCCCCCUGCUCCAUCUCCGGGGGGCGUCUCCGGCAGCGUCACCAAGCAGCAGGGCGGUGGCAGCAAGCCCGGCACCCCCUCGCCGAACCAAGGCGCCAACAAGCGGCGGCACUACACCAACAACGGGGGGGUACCAGGGUGCGUCCUCCGGCCCCAAUCCCUGGACUGGGCAUGUGCGCACGCCGCGUUCGGCGGCCCUCCGCAGCCGCUCCAGCCAGCGUACGGGUACACCUACGGCGACCCUCAUCUGCAGCCUGCACCCAUGCCGGCGUUCCCUCCGCAGCAGCAGUACCUCCAUCACCACCACCAGCAGCAGGCGUACCUUCCGGCCCCGCCACAGCAGCAGUUCCUGCCUCCGCCGCCCGCCACGGCCUCUGAUUCACACGGCGUCGACCACGCCGCCUUGAUGGGCGCUCUUCACAACCUGUCCCUACAGUCUCCGAGCGGCGGCUGGGUCGCGGACUCCGGCGCCUCCGCUCACAUCACCUCGGAUCCUGGUAAGCUUUCCUCCGUCGUCCCUGUAUCAGGUUAUCCCCCAGUUUAUGUCGGUAAUGGUAGUUCCCUGCACAUUAGUCACGUUGGUUCUGCUGCUCUUCCAAACCCACAUCGGCCUCUCUAUCUCAAUAACGUCCUUGUUGCACCUGAUCUCAUCAAAGAUUUAUUGUCUGUUCGUCGUUUAACUACUGAUAACAACUGUUCCGUUGAAUUUGAUCCCCGUGGCCUCUCUGUGAAGGAUUUUGCAACCAAGGCGGAGGUCCUCCGGUGCAACAGUAGCGGCGAACUGUCGAACGCUGAGGCGGAGUACCGGGCUGUUGCCCACGUCGUUGCCGAGACCGCUUGGCUCCGCCAGUUGUUGCAAGAGCUCCACCAGCCUAUCGCCAAGUCUACGGUUGUGUAUUGUGAUAAUGUCUCUGCUGUGUACAUGUCAGCAAACCCAGUGCAGCAUCGACGCACCAAACACAUUGAGAUUGACAUUCACUUCGUCCGUAACAAGGUUUCACUCGGUGAGGUCCGAGUGCUUCAUGUCCCUACAUCAUCUCAGUACGCGGAUAUCUUCACCAAGGGUCUUCCCACUGCUACAUUCGCGCAGUUCCGGACCAGUCUCAACAUUCGGCAAGCCCACGAUGAGACUGCGGGGGGCUCCCGCAAGAAGCCUGUGUCCUACGCGUGCGUCAGCAACAACAGCGAGUGCUUCAACUCGCUCAAUGGACCAGGCUACAUCUGCAACUGUUCCAAAGGUUUCCAUGGUAAUCCUUACCUGCAAGAUCCGGAGCACGGAUGCAAAGACAUUGAUGAAUGCAAGCUCCCUCAUCUGUAUCGCUGCACAAAUGGCGGAGUCUGCAGAAACAGGUUGGGAGGCUAUGACUGUCCAUGCAAAUAGAGAUUGAAAGGCCACGCCAAAGGGGGAACCUGCAUAGAUCAUUUCCCUCUAGCAGCAAAGGUGGCAGUCUGUACAAUAGGUGGCAUUCUUCUCAUGGUGAUUAUAUCGUUUCUUGUUAUUCUUCACAAAGAGAAAAAGAAGACGGAAGAAUUCUUCAAAAAGAAUGGUGGCCCUACAUUAGAGAAGGCAAUUGUCAUUAAACUUUUCAAAAAGGACGAGCUCAAGCCUAUUUUGAAGAAGAGCAACUUUAUUGGAAAAGGUUGCUUUGGUGAAGUUUACAAGGGCAUUCUUGACAAUAAACUAGUUGCAGUAAAGAAGCCGAUUAAUGGUUCUGUGCUAGAGAGUGACCAAUUUGCAAAUGAAGUCAUCAUUCAAUCUCAAGUCAUCCACAAGAACAUUGUUAGGCUCAUUGGUUGUUGCCUUGAAGUCGAUGCCCCCAUGCUGGUCUACGAGUUUAUCUCCCAAGGUAGCCUCCAUGACAUUCUUCACAACAGCAAUAACAAGGUGGCUCUCAACUUGGAUGCCCGUCUAAGUAUUGCUGCACAUUCAGCCGAUGGUCUAGCUUAUAUGCACUCAAAAACAAAUACUAGAAUUCUACACGGUGAUGUGAAACCAGCUAAUAUACUUUUGGAUGAUAACUUCAUACCCAAGAUUUCAGAUUUCGGCAUAUCUAGGCUGAUUGCAUGUGACAAGGAACACACUGCAUCAAUCAUUGGCGACAGGAAUUAUAUGGAUCCGGUGUAUCUACAAGAAGGCUUACUCACUGAAAAAAGUGAUGUCUACAGUUUUGGAGUUGUGAUCCUGGAACUUAUUAGCAGGGAGAGGGCAAUGCAUUCUGAUAAUAAUAAGUUGGUAAAGAAUUUUCUUGAAGCCCAUAAGAAACAAAAGAAAGCAACCCAGUUUUUCGACAAGGAAAUUGCAAUAACAAAUGAUUUGGAGAUCCUUGAAAAUUUAGCAAGUAUAGCUGUGGAAUGCCUUAGCCUUGACGUGGAUCAAAGGCCAACAAUGAUGGAGGUAGCUGAGAGGCUACUCAUACUAAGCCGAUCUUGUAAGUUGUAAGAUGUUUGUCACUAAGUUAUUUUUAAAUAAUGGGCAGCAGAGUUCUCCUACAAUAUUCGUAAACGUGUCUCUAGGGAGGCUGAAUUUAUGUACGCUCCAUCUGUAACCGUGUUCUGAAGAAGUGCUUUUUUACCAAAGGCGAAGUAUCGAGUAAUUUUUUUUGAGCUAAUUUUUCUUAUUAUUAGAACUGGGUUUAGAUUAUUAGAUUUUGCUUUUGAGUCAUGCAUGUAGUUGAAUGGUAGAACUUGAGGCUGCGGGCAGUGUGUGCACAUAUACAAGUCAAUAGUCUUAGUUAGUUGAGUCAGUCUUCGAAGGAAAGUGGAUGCAUGUGUGGGCGUCGUUAGGUGAGUAGCAUGCACGUACUGCAUGGAUAACAUUAGUUGUUACUUGUUAGAACGGCUUAGUUGUGGACCUGGUAAUCAGCAGCGUCGUGCGUUUUUAGGAGCGAGGAGACCGGCCGAAACCUAGUGGCCAGAUACACUAGUAGAAAAAGGGCCUAAUGUUCAGCUCAUUAGUUCCGGUUUGCAAUUGAACCGGUACUAAUGUGACCAUUAGUGCCGGAUCCAACGGCUAGGCGGGCGGCUGUCAUUAGUCCCGGUUCUUGGCGAAUCUUUAGUACCGGUACGUGUGAAAGUCUAAAUAUUCUGCCUUGGUCCAUCGGUUAUAUAAUGAACGGCACGUGUAGUGUGUAGAGUUUCAAAGCACUUUACAAGCUGUAUGAAAAAUCAUGACUUCCUUUUCGCCCUCACUUUUCCGCCCCCACUUUCGCAUUAGUUGUGUUCAAGCGAAACCUCACGUUGUUAUUCCUUUUCUGGAUUUUUCUUUUUUUUGAAUGGUUAUCUGGGGAAGUGAAUCUCCACCCGAAUAUAUUCAAUUGAAUUUGCUUAGAAGCCUUGCAGAUCCAUACAAGAUGGGUUCAAGCGAAACGUGUCGAAGAAAAGCACUCAGGGAGCAGCAGGCAGGUGCCGCGCCCAGGCACAGCCACCGGCCAACGUGUCGCAACUAAUGACAGUAAGAGUAUAGGUAGUAGAUAACAAACCAGGGCAGCAGUACCUUACUGUGACUGGGCUGGGCUGCAAGGCUAAGAUGGGGAUGGGAACUUGGUGGUGGACCUGGAGAGGGGAGGAAACGGCAGAGAAGAGUGGCUGUGCUACAAGGCUAAUAACUGGUAUGGUUUGCCCCUUGCUGUGACACUUGCUCCUCGAUAGCCUGCUCUUUCUUUUUAUGGCUAUUAAAAUUUGGAAGAUCGGAACAUAUGCACAACAUAAAAAAUAGUACAACUAGUAACCAGAAAUAGUUAGAAGGUUAUAAAGAUGCAUUAUUAAGGGACUACAUUGAUAUAGGCAAUACUUGUUAGUCAUCUCUUUGUGUCUAGAAUAUAAUGGAUCUUGUUAACAUGACUUGUCGUGAGGAUUUCUAAGAAAAGACUAUACACAUAAGUAGACUGAUCUUGUCUUCUCCAGUUGUUGACAUACAUACAGUUUAAAGGUACCUAAUGUAGUUUGAGAGACGAGUUGACCAUACAGAUAAAAAAGUA
Aegilops tauschii subsp. strangulata is the source of this 5668-nucleotide messenger RNA. Lineage: Eukaryota; Viridiplantae; Streptophyta; Magnoliopsida; Poales; Poaceae. The record is from RefSeq and is a predicted model, not a curated record.